Cuscuta campestris is the source of this 2439-nucleotide messenger RNA. Lineage: Eukaryota; Viridiplantae; Streptophyta; Magnoliopsida; Solanales; Convolvulaceae. The record is from the annotation of a GenBank genome assembly.
GUAAUCAUUAACCACAGCCCCGCCCCGCCAUCUUUCAACGGUUCGAAGUUCAUCUCAUCUCAACAGACUUUAUUUCCAGAAGAGAAAAUGUAUGUGCAGAGAAGCUAAAAGCUGGUAUCUGCUGGGCGGCGGGGAUCAGAUCAUAUAUGUGUGGAAAAAAUAAAGAAAGAAAAUGGCGACAUUGGCGGAUAUAGGGGUAUCGGCACUGAUAAACCUGGGAGUGGCCAUAGCCUGCCUGAUUGCUUUUGCUCUGCUAAGGAUUCAGCCGAUGAACAAAAAGGUGUACUUUCCCAAGUGGGAAAUUAACAGAAAGAGAGGCAAAGGCCCCAAGUAUAACAAGAAGGAGGGAAACUAUCUUAAGAGUUAUCUCACUUUCCUAAACUGGAUGCCCCAGGCCCUGCAGAUGAAGGAGGACGACCUCAUCCACCAUGCCGGCCUCGACUCCGCUGUCUUCUUGAGGAUUUAUACCCUUGGUUUAAAGAUAUUCGGGCCGACCGCAAUUGUGGUCGUGUUGUUUCUGAUCCCAGUGAAUGCCUCUGAUGCGACACUCUUCUUCCUGAGCAACGAUCUCGUUGUUAGCGAGAUUGACAAUUUCUCUAUAUCCAAUGUCACCCCUAAAUCUACCAAGUUUUUUGUGCACAUAGGAAUGCAGUAUUUGUUCACAUUUUGGACAUGUUUUUGGCUGUACAAAGAAUAUGGGAGAGUGGCAUCAAUGAGACUCAACUUUUUGUCCUCGCGACAGCAUCGUCCUGAACAGUUCACUGUACUUGUCCGGAACAUACCACUGGAUCCUCUAAAAUCGAUAUCUGAGAAACUAGAGGAGUUUUUUAUGAAGAAUUACCCAGAUCACUAUCUUCACCACAAGGUUGUUUAUGACGUCAAGAGCUUGGCGAAACCUGUUAAGAAACGACGCCGGCUUCAAGAUUGGGUGGAGUACUACCGUAUGGAUUUUCACCAGUAUGCAACAAGGAGGUCAGGCUUUCUUGGACUUUGGGGUAAAAGAGUUCCUUGCACUGAGUUUUAUGCAGAGAAAUGUAAAAAAAUGGACGAGAAAUUGGACGAGAUGCGUAGCAAGAUUAUGAAUGACCCAAAGUGUAUGACUCCAGCUGCAUUCGUCUCGUUCCGUUCACGAUGGGGGGCAGCUGUGUGUGCCCAGACACAGAACAGCAAGAAUCCUAUACAGUGGCAUACACGGUGGGCCCCUGAGCCCCGAGACAUAUGUUGGAAGAAUGUGCCACUGUCAUUUCUUUCUAUGAGUUUCCGGAGACUGUUGAUGACCAUACUAUUAUUUGCUUUGAUCUUCUUUUACAUGAUACCUAUUGCAUUCGUGCAAUCUCUGGCAAACCUGGAAGGUCUUGAAAAGGUCGCGCCUUUCCUAAGGCCGUUUAUUGAAUGGAAGGUGAUCAAGUCUUUCCUACAGGGUUUCGUUCCCGGCUUAACUCUUAAGAUCUUCUUGUUAGUUCUACCAGACAUUCUUUUGUUCAUGUCAAAAAUUGAGGGACAUGUGGCAUUAUCAGUGAUAGAAAGGACAGCAGCAGCAAAGUAUUAUUAUUUCAUUCUGAUCAAUAUAUUUUUUGGGAGUAUUAUUGCAGGAACAGCUUUCCAGCAACUCAAUGCAUUUCUUCACCAGUCUGCUUCCCAAAUACCAAGAAACGUUGGAGUAUCAAUACCCAUGAAAGCGACGUUCUUCAUAACAUACAUAAUGGUUGAUGGGUGGUCUGCCAUCGCUCUUGAGAUUCUUAGGCUGAAACCCUUUCUCGUUUAUCAUCUUCUGAAAAUGUUUGCGAAAACAGAAAAGGACAAGCGUAACGCAAUGUACCCUGGUGGUGUAAAUUUCUAUAGGACUCUCUCCACUCUGCAACUGUACUUUCUUCUGGGUAGUGUCUACGCUGUGGUCACUCCAAUUCUUCUUCCUUUCAUACUCGUCUUCUUUGCCUUCGCAUACCUUGUGUACCGUCACCAGGUUAUCAAUGUGUACGAUCAGCAAUACGAGAGUGCAGGUGCAUUUUGGCCACACGUUCAUGGUCGCAUAAUAGCAAGCUUGGUGCUUUCUCAACUUCUUCUUAUGGGUUUGCUUAGUACAAAAAAGGCUGCCAAAUCUACUCCUUUGCUCAUUCUGCUGCCAUUUCUGACAUUUGCAUUUCACAAAUAUUGCAAGAGCCGAUUUGAGCCCGCAUUCAGAACAUAUCCCCUCGAGGAAGCAAUGGAGAAGGACAAGCAAGACGGUGGGGCCAAUUCAAAAACGUUGAAUGAAGAUACAUAUCUGAACCCAAUUUUCUACCCAUUUGAAGAGGGGAGAUUGAGUGAGGUUUAAGUGUCAAGUUGGGGAACUUGGUGAUCUUCACUGUGAAUGUGAGCAUUGAGCAAUGUCAUAGCCUAUAUAUAUCUUACAUACCAUUGUUGAUCUUCGUUAGUAUAUAAUUAAUCUUUUCUGGGGAU